GGGGUCACCUGGCGGCUGCGGCGCGGCCAUGGCGGCUCCAGGUGCGCGCGGGGACUCCAGGUGCGAACUCACCUGGCGCCUCCUGGGGCUGCUGUACCUGGGCGGUGUGCUGAGUGCAGGUGAGCCCGAGGAGGGCCAGGUGCGCCUGGCCGGGGGCCCGCACAGGUGCGCGGGGCGCGUCGAGGUGUUCCACGCGGGCAGGUGGGGCACGGUGUGCGACGACGCCUGGGACCUGGCGGACGCGCAGGUGAGCUGCCGCCAGGUGCGCUGCGGCCCCGCCCUGUGGGCGCCAGGUGCGGCGCAGUUCGGGCGCGGCUCAGGUGUGAUCUGGCUGGACGAGACGCGCUGCAGCGGCAGCGAGGCGCACCUGGCCGACUGCCCCGCCCGCACCUGGGGCCGCAACAACUGCUACCACGGGGAGGACGCGGGGGCCGUGUGCGCAGGUGUUCCAGACUCGCUGCAGCCGGAGCCGCCUCACCUGCGCUUGGCCGGGGGCGGGCACCGCUGCCAGGGAAGGGUGGAGCUGCUGCACCUGGACAGGUGGGCCGGGGUCUGCGGGCGCACCUGGGGCCAGCGCGAGGCUCAGGUGGUCUGCAGGUACCUGGGCUGUGGGACCCCCGUGGCUGCCCCACCUGGGGACGCACCUGGGGACACACCUGGGGACGCACCUGGGGGCGCACCUGGGGGCGCACCUGGGGACGCACCUGGGGACGCACCUGGGCAGGUGUGGCUGGAGCAGGUGAGCUGUGAAGGCACCGAGAGAAACCUGAGCCAGUGCAAGGCGGGGCCCUGGCAGGAGCACACCUGUGCCCAGGGGGGCGUGGCCAACGUGACGUGCUCAGGCGCGGCGCUGGCCACGCCCCCCCAGGUGCGCCUGGCGGACGGGCCGCACAGGUGCGCCGGCCGCGUGGAGGUGUCUCACCUGGGCAGGUGGGGCACGGUGUGCGACGACACCUGGGGCUUCGCGGCGGCCGCGGUGGUGUGCAGGUACCUGGGCUGCGGCCAGGUGAUCGCGGCCCCGCCCCGCGCGCGCUUCGGGCCCGGCAGCGGCCCCGUGUGGCUGGACGGGCUCACCUGCACAGGUGAGGAGGGCGCGCUGUCCGAGUGCCGCCACAAGGGGUGGGGCGUGCACACCUGCGAGCACAGCGAGGACGCCGGAGUGGUGUGCGCAGGUUCGGGCCUGGCUGACCUAACUCACCUGCGCCUGGCCGAGGGCCCGCACAGGUGUGCCGGGCGUGUCCAGGUGCAGCACGAGGGGCGCUGGGGGGGGGUCUGCGGCCUCACCUGGGCCCUGCCCGCCGCUGACGUCACCUGCCGCUACCUGGGCUGCGGCCCCGCCCUCCGGGCCGGCCAGGUGAGCGUGGGGACGGAGGAGCUCACCUGGGUGGAGUCGCUCAGGUGUAACGGCAGCGAGGGGAACCUGCUGGAGUGCCAGGUGAAGGUGUGGGGCGCCCCCCACUGCCCCCACGCCACCGUCACCUGCGCGCAGCCAGGUGAAGCCCUGCCCCCCUCGAAUGCGACCCUGGCACCCUCAGGUGCGGCCACGCCACACCCAGGUGAGGCCCUGACACCCCCAGGUGUGUCACCAGGCGAAGCCACGCCACACACAGGUGAGCCCGAGGAGGGCCAGGUGCGCCUGGCCGGGGGCCCGCACAGGUGCGCGGGGCGCGUCGAGGUGUUCCACGCGGGCAGGUGGGGCACGGUGUGCGACGACGCCUGGGACCUGGCGGACGCGCAGGUGAGCUGCCGCCAGGUGCGCUGCGGCCCCGCCCUGUGGGCGCCAGGUGCGGCGCGCUUCGGGGAGGGGGCGGGGCCGAUCUGGCUGGACGGGCUCAGGUGCGCGGGAACCGAGGCUCACCUGGCCGAGUGCCCCGCCCGGCCCUGGGGGCAGCACACCUGUAACCACGUGGAGGACGCCAGCGCCAUCUGCGCAGACUCGGGGCUGUCGGGGGCGCCCCAGGUGCGUCUCUCAGGUGCGCCCGACAGGUGCGCGGGGCGCGUGGAGGUGCUGCACGAGCACCUGUGGGGCACCGUGUGCGACGACACCUGGGGGCUGCGGCAGGCGCAGGUGGUGUGCGCUCACCUGGGCUGCGGCCGCGCCCUGGAGGCGCCAGGUGCGGCCAGGUACGGGCGGGGCUCGGGGCCCAUCUGGCUCGAUGACGUCACCUGCAGGGGGGACGAGCCCGACCUGUUCAGGUGCGACCACCGCACCUGGGGGGACCACAACUGCCACCACGGGGAGGACGCAGGUGUGGUGUGUGCAGGUAACUCCAGCUCAGGUGAGGUGCGGCUGGUGGCUGGGCCGCACCUGUGCGCAGGUAGGGUGGAGGUGCUGCACGAGGGGCGCUGGGGGACGGUGUGUGAGCGCGGCUGGGACCUGAGAGACGCACAGGUAGUGUGCCGCCAGGUGGGCUGCGGCCGGGCGCUGGAGGCUCCGGGCAGGGCGUGGUUCGGGCGGGGCUCAGGACAGGUGUGGCUGAGCGACCUCACCUGUGCAGGCAGCGAGCAGCACCUGGGGCAGUGCCCCGGCCCCACCUGGGGCAGCAACACCUGCGGGCACAGCGAGGACGCGGGGGUCGUGUGCGCAGCCCAUCCCUUCUCACCCUCACCUGCCCACCCCUCACCUGCCCACCCCUCACCUGUCCCACCGGAGCCCUCGGAGCCCUUCCAGGUGCGCCUGGUGGACGGGCCGCACAGGUGCGCCGGCCGCGUGGAGGUGUCGCACCUGGGCAGGUGGGGCACGGUGUGCGACGACACCUGGGACCUGAGCGCCGCCCGCGUCACCUGCCGGCACCUGGGCUGCGGCCCCGCCCUGAGCGCACCUGGGCGCGCGCGCUUCGGGCGCGGCCGCGGCCCCGUCUGGCUGGACCAGGUGCGCUGCUCAGGUGAGGAGCUCACCUUGGACAGGUGCGAGCGGCAGGGCUGGGGAGAGCACGACUGCGACCACGGGGAGGACGCGGGCGUGGUGUGUGCAGGUGCCGACCCCCCCCAGGUGCGGCUGCGGGACGGCCCCGGGCCCUGCGCGGGGCAGGUGCAGGUGCAGCUGAACCACACCUGGCUGCAGGUGUGCGGCCUCACCUGGGGGCUGCCCGAGGCGCAGGUGCUGUGCAGGCAGCUGGGCUGCGGCCCUGCCCUCAGCGCACCUGUGGGGCCGCACCUGCCGGGGCAGCCGCACCUGGCCGGGCUCACCUGCGACGGCUCCGAGUCGCAGCUCCCAGAGUGCUUCGGGGAGUGGGCGGGGCCCAGCACCUGCACAGGUGGGGUCGCCCAGGUGCGCUGCGCCAUGCCCAAAGGUGUGGCCCCCCCUUGCACCUACCUGGUGGCGCUGCUGGUGCUGAUGAUGUCACUGAGCGGGGCUCUGCUCUGGCUCACCUUGCGGGCCAGGUGUGUCCCAGCUCACCUGGGCACCCCGAGGGCCCCCAGCUCCAUUUACCUGCCCAGGAGAGCCUCACCUGGUGAGACUCAGGUGCUGCAGCUGAAGGACGACGCCCCCUGAGCUCACCUGGAACUCACCUGGUGGAGCGAGCCUGGAACUCACCUGGAAUCCUCACCUGGUGGAACUCACCUGGAAUCUCUUACCUGGAACUCACCUGGUGGAGCUCACCUGGAAUCUCUCACCUGCACUCACCUGGAAUCCUCACCUGGUCUAACUCACCUGGGGCCCCUCAUGUCUCACCUGGCUGCUUUCAUCUGGAAUUGCCCACCUGGAAUUUCUCACCUGAACCUCACCUGGCCCGUCUCACCUGGCCCCUCUCACCUGAACCUCACCUGGAAUCCUCACCUGAACCUCACCUGGCCACUCUCACCUGGAACUCACCUGGAAUUGUUCACCUGGCUGCUCUCACCUGAAAUCCUCAUCUGGAACUCUCCUGGCUCCUGCCCCGCCCCCUCCUUGGCAGCACUGAGGGCUCAGGUGUCUUCACACACCUGGGCAGGUGAAUAAAUUAAAAAUGGCGUCUGGA
Molecule: messenger RNA, 3962 nt
Organism: Oenanthe melanoleuca
Lineage: Eukaryota; Metazoa; Chordata; Aves; Passeriformes; Muscicapidae
Product: deleted in malignant brain tumors 1 protein-like
Cellular component (GO): membrane
Source: RefSeq, a predicted model, not a curated record